AUGUUCACAUUUGUUCUUUCUUUAUUUCUCCAUUCCUCUCUUAUUCCGCCUUCUAUCUUUCUUCCUGUCAUUGUUUCUUUAUUUUAUUUUCGAUCAUUUUCUCUAUAUCUUUUUACAAAUGUAUCUGUUACCCUUUCUUUUCCAUAUUUGACCCUUCUCUCUUAUCUUACCAUUAUACUUUCUUAUUUUCUUUCAUUCUUUUUUUUAAUUAUUCUUUUUCCAUAUUUAUAUUUUCACAGUUUUAUCUGUUCUCCAUUCAUUUUUACAUUUGCACCUUUCUCUCUAUUUUUCCAUAUUUUUUCUUUCUUACUUUUUUGCUUGUUUCUUUCUUUCUUGUAUUACAUGUCGUCUGCGUCACAUUAUUCUGCUUUCUUUUCUUUCUUUCUUUCUUUCUUUCUUAUCAUUUAUUUAUUCUUUUUCCCUAUUUGCUUCUUCAAAGAAGUUUCUGUUCCUCUAUCAUUUUUUUUAUUUCCUCCUUUCUAUUUGCUUCUGCCAUAUUUCGUUCUUUCUUUUUUUUUGUCUGUUUGUCUCUUUCUUUCUUGGAUUUGA
Acanthosepion pharaonis is the source of this 549-nucleotide messenger RNA. The record is from the annotation of a GenBank genome assembly. NCBI's taxonomy places the organism in Eukaryota, Metazoa, Mollusca, Cephalopoda, Sepiida, Sepiidae.